Hydractinia symbiolongicarpus is the source of this 3616-nucleotide messenger RNA. Its product is annotated as vesicular inhibitory amino acid transporter-like. Gene Ontology annotation, molecular function: amino acid transmembrane transporter activity. The transcript has a single exon. Gene Ontology annotation, cellular component: vacuolar membrane. NCBI's taxonomy places the organism in Eukaryota, Metazoa, Cnidaria, Hydrozoa, Anthoathecata, Hydractiniidae. Gene Ontology annotation, biological process: amino acid transmembrane transport. The coding region runs from base 164 to 1636 and encodes 490 amino acids. The record is from RefSeq and is a predicted model, not a curated record.
UUGUUGUGACAAAACAAAACAGCAAAAUUUUGAAAUAAUAAAUAAUCUAUUUAAAAAAGCACAACGGCAAGCACCGUUAUUUUUUAUUUCGUUUUCUUUGUUGAGUUUUGCAUCUUGAAGCAGUUGCAUAUAUAAUUGAUAUACUUCACGAUUUGUGGAAAUUAUGGAGAGAAAUUCUAUCACUGCGAAUGAAAUCCCAGCCGUAAUCGAGUCUUAUUCUCCUGAGAUUGAUAAUGAUGGUGAUAUGCCAGGCGAAGAGUGUGACACUUUUCCAGAUGGCAAUAUUACCAACAGUAUGAACUCGCAAUAUGAUCUUAUGGAAAGUGGUAAAGUUGCUGGAUCCAAGAAGAGGGGUUUUCGUGGAGACAGCUUCCGAAAUUUCAGCACUGCAUCGUUAAGUGUAUCUAUGCUGGCUAAACCAUCAGACGAUCGAAAAGCAAAUGCUUUUUUAGCUGGCUGGAAUGUUAGCAAUCUUAUCCAAGGUACAGGAAUCCUUGGUGUUCCUUACGCAGUACAACAAGGAGGAUGGGCCGCUGUUGCCGCAAUAUUUGUUGUUGCUUUACUUUGUUGCCAUACGGGAAAGUUGUUGAUUGAUUGCAUGUACGAAACAUCUAAGAAAACAGGAAUAUCGCGUCGUUUAAGAGUAAAUUAUCCUGAAGUUGCAGAAGCAGUAAUGGGAAGGAAGGGACAUAUCUUAGUCAGUAUUGUGCAGACUGUUGAAAUGUUUGGUGGGGUCACAAUGUAUAUCAUAUUGUUGGGCACUGCUUGGGCUGACAUGUUUCAAAGCAUGACAGGACUUGGACUUAAAGAAUGGGCAGCUAUCAAUUGUUGUGCCGCAUUGCCCUCUUUAUUUAUCACAAAAAUGUCCAUUGUGUCCUGGUUGAGUAUGUUGUCAGUAUUUUCCUUAAUGGCAGCUUUGCUAGUGUUGAUUUCAUUUUGCUUUACUCAAGUACCUGUAUGGAAUAUUUCAAACAUACCAAAUUUCAACCCCCAAACAUUUCCUAUUGGUUUUGGUAUAAUAGUUUUUUCCUAUUGUGCACAUGCUGUAUUUCCAAGUAUUGAAGGAUCAAUGAAGAAGCCACAGCAAUUCAAUUCUAUGUUGAAUUAUUCUUUCUUAUUGGCAGCGAUAAUUAAAGGAGCAUUAGGUGCCUUCAUGGUAUUGACAUUUGGGCACUCGACUAACGAAGUCGCGACCGUCAAUCUUUUUAAUCAUCCGUAUUUUAGCAAGGUUGCUACAGCUCUCGUUAUAUCAAAUGUGUUGCUGGCUGUUCCACUUGGAAUGUUCGUGGUGAGUGUAACGUUUGAUGAUGCGUUUUUAAAAUAUUUCCCCCACGUAAAUCGAGACACGAAAUACCACUGGAUUUGGCUUUUAAUAUCCAGACCAUUACUGCUCACGUUCGCCUUAUUUCUGGCAAUCAACGUGCCACAUUUUGGACUACUCAUGGGUGUGAUAGGCAGUUUUACAGGCACUUGUUUAUGCUUUAUAUUUCCGUGUUAUUUUCACAUGAAGCUCAAGUGGAAUUCAAUAAAAAGAUGGGAAUUUUUUCUAGAAGUCUUUAUUAUGAUUUUUGGCGUGAUAGCUGGUGGUCUUGGGCUUGCGUUCUCUAUGAAAGCUCUUGUACUCACAUAUUUGUGAAAACAUGAUAAUUCCCUGAGAUAAAAAACAAAAUAACACAAAUAACAGUGGUGCCAUAUUAUAAAUUAAAAACACGCUGUUUGUAAUGUUUGACCAAAUUUUUAGUUUUUCAGUGAUAGACAAACAUUUUCAUAAAGCCUCAAAUAUUUCUUUCGUAAAAUGGCAUAAAAACAUAUUUACUUUGCACAUAAUUGUGUAAUUUGAUUUCGUAGACCGCAAUAACUAAAUCAUGUUUAAGAUGCGCGCAGAUUGCAAAACAUACACGAUUGCACAGAAUCGAACACAGUCGAACACAGUCUUUUUUAUGAGCAUGUACGACAAAAGUUGAUAUUAUAUGCUUUUAGAUUUUUUUUAAUGAUUUUACAGAUCUUGUAAAUAAAUGUUUUGUACAAUAUAUAGUAUUUUAAACAAAGAAUGCAUACAGUACUUAAUUUUAAAAAUUAAUAUACCUGAAGUUGAAUAAUCUUUGCGAAGAAUUAUUUUCGCGAAGACCAAAAAAUACAUUUCACGCAGAAUUUGUGAAGAUAAUUCAUAGAUAUCCAUCCUCGUAAUGGAUUUUAAGCAACCUACCUAUACAAACACUACACCAACAUAUGCUUGUUUAACCGUAAUAGCUUUAACUCAGCUAUAACUGUUAAAAAGAAGACUUACUUGAUUAGUCCCCUGACUGAGACAGGCCCAUUGCACCGCCAUUGCUCCUUAUAUUUUGGGAAAGAUUGUAUUCCUUUUGAAAAAUGUUGGAAAGCAUUGUCUCUUUCUUUAAUGUAGUUUUUAUCAUUUUUAGCUAAUCUACUCUCUGACAGUGUGGGAAAACACCAAAUUUUAGGAUAUAUAAUCAGCUAUAAACAGGAAAUAUUUCAAUUUUCUAACAAAGAAGUCUAAAUAAAUUUAAGUCGUUGAGUCGAAAGGAGAUAUGAUCACACAACUUGAAUGAAAAGGUACUUCCCCCAGAUCUAAGAAUGAGAAUCCAGCUAUGUCAAUUUAUCAACACUCUCUCCAACUAUGAAUCUGUAAUAUAUAUUCUUACUAAAAAAUUAAAAAGCAUCGUUCUUUCAGAAUCUUUAGAGUAAGGCCUAAAAGUCUAAUAUAUCCUCCUGACUGUGUAAAUCGAGCCCUUUCCUACCUCCUAAACUAUUUCUGAUGUGUCUAAAGUUGAACCUUCUAUAAUAGUUUAUUUUUGCACUCUUCUUGGGCCUCUUCUUCACUAUCUUAUUCGUACUUAUUUUAAGAACUUGACCCUCAACUUUAAUUUAUAAUCGAAAUACAUGUUUUUGUUGCAUAUUUGACGUUACGAAAUUCGGAGUUAAAAGAAAAGCAUAUCAAAAAAAUAAGAGAUCGUCUUAAUAUGUCAGAUGCAUGACGAAUGUUACGAAUUGAAAAAAAGAUGGAAAUAUGACACUAGCCUGCUGCACAUGUCAGAAAGAACUGUGGUAAACACUUACUUAGCAGUGCGAAAUGGAUUUGCAGGAAAUAUUAACCUUGAUCCCAGGACCAGUUGUGUCUAUUUAUGCAUCUGCCUAUAAGCACAGUGUCGGCGAGAGACGAAAAGAUCUGUUAAUAAAGUUGAUUGAAUAUAUAAUGGGUAUAUAAUCUUAUUGGUCUACACAUAUAGUUGGACUUUAAGAAGAAUCUUAUGGCAGGCUGCAGGUAUUGUUGUGUUUGUCUUUGAGAAGUACAAGUUCUCCACAAAUUUACUAAAAAGGAGUAAAAGGGUUCGGAUCCUAUAAUCCACCCUCGUCGCAAGGGUUUUUUGCCUUUUUAAUAUGAGACCCUGGGGACGAGGGUGUACUUUAAUCGACGUUAGUAGUUAGCUACAAACUACACUAAUUUUUAAAUAAGAAAAAAGUUAUACAAACAAUAAGGCUGGAAAUGGGUAAAAAAAUAAGAACAAGGGUUCGGUUUUGCCGAAUUUUUCUUUUUAGUGAAAAAUAUAAAAAAAAAGUUGAUAUGCAUACGUAAAUUUUUUAAAGAAUCAGGUGU